Messenger RNA from Macrobrachium nipponense, 2817 nucleotides. RefSeq names its product hemocyanin A chain-like. The record is from RefSeq and is a predicted model, not a curated record. NCBI's taxonomy places the organism in Eukaryota, Metazoa, Arthropoda, Malacostraca, Decapoda, Palaemonidae. Gene Ontology annotation, molecular function: oxidoreductase activity. The transcript is spliced from 2 exons. Bases 28 to 2022 code for a protein of 664 amino acids.
UGUUCAAACCGCCAGAAGUUGUCCAUCAUGAGAGCAAGCAUCAUACUACUUGCUGGGCUCCUUGCCUGGGCAUCAGCUGACACCGAUCUUGCCCACAAACAGCAAGCCAUCAACAGGUUACUCUAUCACAUUUAUGACCCCAUUAAGUCUUCAUACACUGACCUGAAGGAGGCUGCAGCCAGCUGGAACCCAAGAGAUCAUACAGGUCACUGCAAGGAUGGUGGAACUGCUAUCACAAAGCUUAUGGAUGAACUGGAUCAUGGCAGGCUGACUCCCCAACAUCACUGGUUCUCACUUUUCAACAAACGGCAGCGGGAAGAAGCCCUGAUGCUGGUGGAUGCUUUGUUCCAGUGCAAGACGUUUGAGUCCUUUAAAAGCAACGCUGCCUACUUCAGGGAAAAGAUGAACGAAGGAGAGUUCGUUUACGCCUUAUACGUGGCUGUAACACAUUCUGAUCUGACUGAAGAUGUUAUCCUCCCACCACUCUAUGAAGUCACUCCACAUAUGUUUACAAACUCUGAAGUCAUCAACCAAGCUUACGCAGCAAAGAUGAGACAGACAGAGGGUAACUUCAAGAUGGCAUUCACUGGCACCAAGAAAAACCAAGAGCAAAGAGUAGCCUACUUUGGUGAGGACAUUGGUAUCAACUCUCAUCAUGUACACUGGCACAUGGACUUCCCAUUCUGGUGGAACGGAGCUAAGAUUGACAGGAAGGGAGAGCUUUUCUUCUGGGUUCAUCACCAGCUGACUGCUCGCUUUGAUGCUGAGAGACUCUCCAAUUACCUUUCAGAGGUUGAGGAACUGCAGUGGGACAGCCCAGUAGAGCAUGGCUUUGCUCCUCAUACAUCAUACAAAUAUGGAGGAGAAUUCCCAUCUCGACCAGAUAACAAUAAGUUCGAAGAUGUUGACGGCGUUGCCAGGAUCCUUGACUUGAAAGUCAUAGAGGAGAGAAUUCGCGAUGCUAUUGCCCAUGGUUACAUUGUGGACAAUGAUGGCAAAAAAAUAUCAAUAGACAAUGACCAUGGCAUUGAUAUUCUCGGUGAUGUCAUUGAGUCAUCCAUGUACAGUCCUAACAUCCAGUACUAUGGUGCCCUGCACAACACAGCUCACAUGGUUUUGGGCCGUCAAGCUGAUCCCCACGGCAAGUACGGAAUGCCCCCUGGUGUUAUGGAGCACUUCGAAACAGCUACCCGCGACCCUGCCUUCUUCCGCCUGCAUAAGUACAUGGAUAAUAUCUUCAAGGAACACAAAGACACCUUCCAACCCUACACCAAGGAGGAACUGACCUACGAAAAUGCUGAGAUCACAGGUCUGGAGGUCAGCGAGCUUUCGACAUACUUUGAAGACUUCGAAUUCAGUUUGUCCAAUGCUUUAGAUUCCUCUGAUUCCGUGAAGGACGUGCCUGUCAGUGCUCACGUUUCUCGGCUGAACCACAAGCCUUACACCUACACAGUCAAGGUCAACGCAGACCACGAGGAAACGGCAACAGUUCGAGUUUACAUCUGCCCAAGGUACGACAAUAACGGAGUUCAAUACACUUACGACGAGGGUCGCUGGACGUGUAUUGAAAUGGACAAAUUCUGGACCAAGUUGAGCGCCGGAGCCAACGAAAUCACGCGCAAAUCGUCCGAAUCCUCAGUGGCCAUCCCGGACCGCGAAUCCUUCGCCCACCUCAUCAAGGAAGCCGACGAAGCCGUAGCCAGCGGCAGCGAACUGAAACACGACAGCAUCAGAGGCUGCGGUCACCCAGAGAGGCUCCUUCUGCCCAAAGGCAAGAGGGACGGAAUGGAGUUCUGGUUCUUCGUGGCCGUCACCAGCGGCGAGGACGCUACUCACGAUGACCUGGUCGGCAACGACCACGGGGGCAACCACGGGUACUGUGGCAUCCACGGAGAGACCUAUCCGGAUCGCAAGCCCAUGGGGUAUCCGUUGGACAGAAGGGUGACCAAUCCUGAGGCUUUCAUGAGCAUCAAGAAUUUCCGCUCGAUCCCCGUCAAGGUGUUCCACAAGGAAGAGCACUGAGACUGAUGUCAUUUGGGUGUCAUGGACGUGGGAAUGUUGGAAACUGUUCAUCAUAUGAGUUAAAUAACUUUUUUUUAAACGCUAGAUGGCUAGAUUGAUAAUAGCGAUUAGAGAAAUGGGAAGUAUAGAAAGCUAACCUAGAAAGCUGACCUUCAAAUAUAUAUAUAAAAAAAAAUUACACCAAAUUGAUAUAUAUCAUUGAUUAGGGACAUGUGAAAUAUGGAGAAAUGAAGUUCAUAUGUCUUAAAUAACUUUAUAUAUAAAAAAAACUUCUAAGUGGCUCAGGAAGAAGUCAGGAUUAAUAGCAUUAUUUCCGUGUAAAUUGUCUCAAUUUUUCGAAAGAAGCUGAAACGGAAAUGACAAUAAAAAAUGACAAUGAAAUGUCAUAUUAUACCUAGCACUCAGUAAAUUUAGUUUUACCGUCUGUUGUAGGAUUACCUGUUGACUUUUGGUUCAUGGAAUAUCCGUAGGUCGUGCGAAUGUAUCUUAUGAAUUAACCAAAGCUGAACCAUAUACGUAAGACUUGAUUCCCUAUCGUAAUAUUAGAUAAUUUAUUAAAUAUUACGUAAUACAUGUAAUAUCAGUGAUGUUUCAGACCGUAGUCUAUUCUCUACUGUUCAUCUCAUUUUGGUUUUAGGAACUAAAUAUAAAAAAAUACGUACAUGCUUCCCAGCUGCAAAAAGAUCUAAGGAACUGACAAUUUUUUGGCGUGAUUUUUUGUCAAGAAGAUCAUCACAUGAAUUAAUUUAAUUUUCCACGAAAUGUACAUUUAAAAAAUAAAGUUUUCAUUACAAA